GAGACGCAGUGCGCUCUUGUAAGGUUGUCUGUAGUGUAUGCCUGGACUAGGUAGCAGUUGAGCCAGCGCGGUAUAUACCAGGGGGUAGGAGGCGAUAUGCAGGAGAUGAAUGAGUAAUGCGCCCGGAUUCGUGCUCGAUAUGGGCGCUUGGAAUGGGGACUUAUAGAUCGAGUGAGUCACCAAGGCUCGGCUGGAAACCAGUCACCAGCUUUGUGUCAUCAAAGACCGGCAAAGUGAGUAAGAACAGAGGCAGACAAACAAGAAACUCGAGGUCAAAGAGAUCAAAAGGAAUCAGAACCUUGGAAGGCGAGUCGGGGACCUUGUUUGGCGAUAUCGAGUCACGGCUGGGCUUCUUUAUCAGGCGCCCUCCAGGGGGGUCCGGGCGAGGCGAUGCUGAUUGCGGCAGGUGCAGGUCGUUCACACCACUGCAGCUCUUGAUAACGAGGUCCUAUCAAUCAAGCACCCCCUUCUCCUCCCCUCAUUUUCUGGGGAUGCGCCACUUGCGAUCCAGCCGAGACCCAUCUUCCAUGGUCCUCUAGUUUCGUCAACCGAGGAUCCCGAGGCUGCUGCUCUCCUGCAGAUGGCCGGACCAACGACCGCCCAGGCCACAGCCUCAGGCACCUUGUCCGUUCUGGGCGGUCACUUGCCUGCUGUGAUGUCAUGCGAUGAUGCGAUUUGCAUCUCCUCCUUUCUCCGGCUGGGCUUAUCAUGCGUCCCUGUCAGCUGCAUCCACGCAAACCUGCGCUGGAGU
Aspergillus versicolor CBS 583.65 is the source of this 751-nucleotide messenger RNA. RefSeq lists its product as uncharacterized. The transcript has a single exon. The coding region runs from base 117 to 539 and encodes 140 amino acids. The record is from RefSeq and is a predicted model, not a curated record. Lineage: Eukaryota; Fungi; Ascomycota; Eurotiomycetes; Eurotiales; Aspergillaceae.